AUGGGGAAAAAAAGCCGCUCGAAGACUCAGAAGUCAGGGGGGCCAGGAAUGAGUGCAACGGCUUCCUCCAAAGAGAUGGCGAACCUAAUCGCUGAACUGCUGCAAAAGUGCAGCAUUGAAGCCCCGUCAGCGAGUGAAGAGUGGCAGGAAUACGUCGAAAUACGAAGCUUGGUGGAGAAGAUCCGAAAGAAACAGAAGGGUAUGUCGGUAGUAUUUGAGGGUUGCAGACACAGCCAUUUCCAGGAUUUGGUAUCCUGGGCAAAAACGAGUGGGGCUUCCUGUGAUGGUUUCCGAAUUGCCAACUUUGGAAAAGAGGGCUACGGUCUUCAAGCUACAAGAGACAUAAAGGCAGAAGAAUUGUUCUUGUGCAUUCCAAGGAAGAUGCUGAUGACCACAGAAUCGGCACAGAAAUCCAUCCUGGGACCUCUGCUUCGCCAAGACCGGAUUCUUAAAGCAAUGGGCAAUGUGUCUCUUGCCCUUCACCUGCUUUGUGAGAGGGCCAAUCCUACAUCCAUGUGGGUUCCAUAUAUCCGCAGUCUUCCUCAUGAAUAUACCACUCCACUGUAUUACGAGCUGGAAGAGGUGCAGCUGCUUCUGGGCACACAAGCUGUUCAGGAUGUUUUUAACCAGUUUAAAAACACAGCACGCCAGUAUGCCUAUUUCUACAAACUUUUGCAGAGUCAUCCUACCGCUGGUGUUCUACCCCUAAAAGAGUGCUUCACAUUUGAUGACUAUAGGUGGGCUGUGUCUUCAGUCAUGACCCGGCAGAACCAGAUUCCUACUGAGGACGGUAGUCAAGUCACUCAGGCCCUCAUACCUCUUUGGGACAUGUGCAACCACACAAAUGGAAUGAUCACGACUGGCUACAACUUGGAGGAUGACCGCUGUGAAUGUGUGGCACUGAGAAAUUACAAGGAGAAUGAACAGAUUUACAUUUUCUAUGGCACAAGAUCCAAUGCUGACUUUUUCGUCCAUAAUGGAUUCUUCUUCCAAGACAACCUCCAUGAUCGAGUGAAGAUCAAGCUGGGCAUCAGUAAAAGUGAGAGACUUUACGCCAUGAAAGCAGAGGUUCUGGCCCGUGCUGGUAUCCCAGUGUCGUGUGUCUUUGCUCUGCACUUGAAUGAAUUUCCAGUUUCAGCACAGCUCCUAGCUUUUUUGAGAGUCUUCUGCAUGACAGAGGAAGAACUGAAAGACUCCCUUGUGGAAGACUCCAUCAAUAAGAUCUUAAACCUGAGUAAACGUGAGUUCCCAGUUAGCUGGGAGAAUGAAAUCAAAUUGUGGACUUUCCUGGAGACCAGAGUUGCCCUGCUGCUCAAGAACUACAGGACUACUUCUGAG
Nerophis lumbriciformis (worm pipefish) is the source of this 1338-nucleotide messenger RNA. NCBI's taxonomy places the organism in Eukaryota, Metazoa, Chordata, Actinopteri, Syngnathiformes, Syngnathidae. The record is from RefSeq and is a predicted model, not a curated record.